AGUCAGCCAGUGCAUUGCGCCCCUUCUCCAUGCCUCUCUCUCUCUCUCUCUCUCUCCCUCUCUCUCUGCCUCUGCAGCGAAGGGCUAUAUCUGCGGCACCACUGUCACUUUCACGACCACACAGGGACAUGUACUGACGCCGAGGGGAGGACUUGAUCGUAACCUGCUCUCGAAGGCGGCAAAUUGAUUCCAGCAUCAUUUUUUUGUGGAUUAUUAUUUAUUUUCAACAACAACAACAACAACAACAACAACAAAAAAGCCAACGAUGGAGGAAUCCAGCUCACAUAAGUUGGUUUGGGACGGCGACGCCAAAGCAGUGCAGCAGUGUCUAACGGAUAUAUUCACCAGCGUUUAUACCACAUGUGACAUUCCGGAAAAUGCCAUUUUCGGCCCUUGUGUUUUGAGCCACACGUCGUUGUAUGACAGCAUAGCCUUCGUAGCGCUCAAAUCAACGGAUAAACGAACUGCGCCUUACAUAUUCCGGGUGGACACGUCAGCAGCCAACAGCACGUCCGAGGGCUUGAUGUGGCUGCGGCUCGUGCAGUCGGCGCGGGACCGGGACGAGCAGAACCUCGAGGCCUACGUGAAAAACGGACAGCUGUUCUACCGGUCCCUCCGGAGGAUCGAGAAGGACGAGGAGCUGUUGGUCUGGUACGGAAAAGACCUGAUUGAGCUGCUGCUGCUGCUGAGUGCCGGUAAAGCGCCGGUCAAGGCCAAGGGGUCCACUCCCUACUCCUGUCCUGACUGCAACCAGCGCUUCCAGUUUGAGUUCCCCUUCCUGGCCCAUCUGAGGUUCCGCUGCACCAAGAGACUACAGAGCAUGGCGGCAGGCAGUGUGGACGAGGAGGUCCCCAGUAAGGAGCCAAGCACUGAGCGCCCUAACCCCAACCCUACCACCACCGCACCCACCAGAGCAAGUCCUAAACUGGGCCGCUCGGAUGGGGACAGCGCCAAACCCUCCACAGACUUCCAUAACCUAGCCAGAGACCUCGAGAACAGUCGCACCAGUCCGCCGAGCGACCGUGAGGCUGAGAUCCGCAGCGAGAGCUCUGGGAAGAGGAAGUUCUCCGAUGUGGAGGACAGAGUGAGGGAUGCUAGCAGGGCCUCUCUGAGUCUGUCUCAGUCUCACAAGUCUAAGGAGGAGCUGGCUAGCUCAGCACAGAACUAUCGGGGAGUGUACGGCCUGGAGGAGAAACGACGAGGGCCGACGUUCUCCCCUCCAGGGUCGGGGUCCACUGAGUCGGGUGGUGAGGGUAAACGCAGCGCCUUCACCGAAGUCAAGAAGUCUCCACAGAGCCUAAAGACGCACGGUAACAGCGGUGGCACCAAAAACCUCCAGAGCUCCAACGUCGAGAACAAGGACGGAGGUCGGCCCGGCCCCGUCAACAACCCUCCCCAAGAAAAGCAUCUCAACAUCAGGCAGGUUCUGUCGGAGACUCAGCCUGUCCAGCCACAGACCCGCAUGGAGGCCUCUCCGCUAGGGAGCGCCUUCACCUCCGUAGCCCAGCAUGGUGGGGGGAACAGCGGGGAGAGGAAGAGCGCAUUCAGCCAACCCUCCCGCCACGCUACCUCCUCCUUCUCCCAGAUCUCUCCUCUGGUCAUGACCACGCCCAAACUCCUGGACUGCCACCCUGCGGUGGGCGACACCAUAUCCUCCUCUAGACUCUACCAGGCUGACCACCUGGCCGCCAAACUCCACGGCGCCGAGUUGGGCGCCAACUGCCCCGUGCCGGGCGCCAUGUCCAAGCAGAGUCCGUUCCUCUACACAACGGCUGCUGCCACAGCCUUCUGGCCUAAGAGCCAGGGCCACAUCCAGCUGCAGAUGCCCUCAGCAUUAACCUUACUCCCCCCCUCCUUCACCUCUCUGUGUCUGCCCGCCCAGAACUGGUGCGCCAAGUGCAAUGCCUCCUUCAGGAUGACCUCUGACCUGGUGUACCACAUGAGGUCGCACCACAAGAAGGAGUUCGCCAUGGAGCCGAUGGUUAAGAGGAGGCGGGAGGAGAAACUCAAGUGUCCAAUCUGUAACGAGUCGUUCAGGGAGAGGCACCACCUCUCGCGUCACAUGACCUCCCACAACUGACCUUUAGAUCAAUAACAGACCGUUUUCACACAGCUAGGGGGGCGAACCGAGUCGAGCUGUACUGGCCUGGUUACGGAAUUGCAUUUUGAUGAAGGAAGCCUUGCUUGAAAGGACAGUGUGUAAAGAAUAUACUCUAGACGAACCAGCACAGGAAGGUUUGGCCACUGACGUUGCUGGGAUGGACCAUAAAGGACUAUGGGAAAAUAGUAUACCCGUGCCAGGCCAGCACAGCACGGUUUGAGUCGGCACGAUAGUGGGAAAAGGGUAUCACAUCACAGACCAUGGGGAGGAUCUUUUUUGCUGACUGACUGACUGGCUGAGUGGGUAUAUGACUGGUUGGCUGUCUGACACUGACUGGCUGGCUGACUGGCUGGUUAUAUGACUGGCUGGCUGGCUAUAUGAUUGGCUGGCUUGCUGACACUGACUGGCUAUACGACUGGUUGACUGGCUGGCUGGCUAUAUGACUGACUGGCUGGCUGACUAGCUGACUGUCUAGCUGGCUAUAUGACUGGCUGGCUGGCUGGCUGACACUGACUGGCUAUACGACUGGUUGACUGGCUGGCUGGCUAUAUGACUGACUGGCUGGCUGACUGACUGGCUAUAUAACUGGCUGACUGGCUGGCUGACUAGCUGACUGUCUAGCUGGCUAUAUGACUGGCUGGCUGACACUGACUGGCUGGACAUACACCACUUAAAGGAGCACUUGUUUUCAACACAGACAAUUAUUAUCAUUCCUUGAGUCUGUUUUUUGGUUUCUUCUUCAAAUUGUCAUGUUUCUUUAUGCCAAUGCGUUUUGACUUCAGAAAUGAAUUAAUUUAUCUUAUGAAGCACUUACAAUUUGGUAAAUAAGGGAAAAUAAGAAUAUGUGUAUUUAAAUGUACAGUACGUUUGGAUUUUAUAUUAUAUGAAGACAUAUAUAUAGAAAAUGAUAAAUAAAAAAUAAUUACAUUACAUGGUUUUACUAUUCAAUACGUUUUUUUCAUGUUCACUUUAAAAGGUUGGAUGAUAUUGACACAAAGGAGGAUAUGACGUCAGACAGACUGACUAUAUUUCAGAGUGCACCGUGGGACAAUAGGUAUUGAUGCAAUCUAUACAGUUACGAUGUACAUACCUGGUUUGUUUGAAAUACAAAAGUGUAAUAUUUUGUGUCAGUGGGGAAUACAGUAGUUUGCAGUGUUUCUUUCUUCACGCUGAAAUUCACUACUUGAUAGUUUACCUGAUCAUGUUGAAUGAUUUGACAAUAAAAUAGCUUUAUUUUCA
Messenger RNA from Oncorhynchus kisutch (coho salmon), 3340 nucleotides. RefSeq names its product PR domain containing 8b (gene prdm8b). Gene Ontology annotation, cellular component: nucleus. NCBI's taxonomy places the organism in Eukaryota, Metazoa, Chordata, Actinopteri, Salmoniformes, Salmonidae. Gene Ontology annotation, molecular function: protein binding. The record is from RefSeq and is a predicted model, not a curated record. Gene Ontology annotation, biological process: oligodendrocyte development; regulation of DNA-templated transcription. Bases 266 to 2080 code for a protein of 604 amino acids. The transcript has 4 exons.